AUGCCUCACUCAGAGCACCCUACACCGCGAGAGAACACGCCUAACCCUGAUCCAGAUAUUUCGGCUUUCUGGUGGAAUGUAAAUCAGCGGCGCCAUGAAUGGACGCCUGAAUGUCCCGCAUAUCUGCUAGGCCAAAGUGAGAAGAAUAUGGGCAUCCUGACGAAGCGUGACAAAGAGUUCAAGAGAUUCAGCUGGGAGAUGUGCGAGGAAUUGGUCAGAACAAACAACAUUCACCACUUCCAGCGAUCAUCAAGUCAACUCCGAGGAUACUUGCACUACGUUCACCAUCUCAAGAAGACGUAUGGCUCGGUCCUCACAUACAUCCAGCGAGAACGACUUCACUGGGACACGAUCACACCCAGUGGGGAUGAACCAUUUCGUAAUGCUUGCGACUAUAAAAUCCUGUACAACGACUGGCCGUACUUUGUUGAGGAAGGUAUCAAGCAUCUUGUUGUGUGGACCAAGUUUCUCAUCGAUGAGGACCCCGAGACAGGGGAAGUGCUUCCACAAGCCAAGCAGCGAAUCGAAAACUUCAUCAGGGCGACAUUUUGCGAGGGACAAGGAGACAAGAGGGUCCCCAGAGAAAGGAUACUUUGGUUCAAGAAUUGGAAGAGUCUGAAAAGCGUGCAUGCAUUAGAGCAUUUCCACGUUAUGCUCUAUAACGCGCCUGAAGCACUUCUGGAAGCUGUGACACACGGAGAUCGGCCGACUUGUGAAAGCUGGAUGGAUAGCAACAGCUGA
Messenger RNA from Cladophialophora yegresii CBS 114405, 741 nucleotides. RefSeq lists its product as uncharacterized. The coding region runs from base 1 to 741 and encodes 246 amino acids. The transcript is spliced from 2 exons. The record is from RefSeq and is a predicted model, not a curated record. Gene Ontology annotation, cellular component: cytoplasm. NCBI's taxonomy places the organism in Eukaryota, Fungi, Ascomycota, Eurotiomycetes, Chaetothyriales, Herpotrichiellaceae. Gene Ontology annotation, biological process: N-acetylglucosamine metabolic process.